UUUUUGGCAUGCGCAGGAAAAGCGCGCGAAAGCUUGAAACUUUUGAAUUUUUAAAGCGCGCCAUCUUUACGCAAAUUAAUUUUUCAAAUUUUAUGAUGAUAAAGGGGUUAAUUACUUUAAUUACGAUUAAGUGAGCAUUGAAAAAAAAAUUCAAUUAAUUUUUUUAAAAAAUAAUCAAUUACUUUAAUUAUUUCAAUGGAUAAAAAUAAAUUACGUCCGGACUUACAGGGAAUCGUAAAUAAAUUUGUUGAUCUGAGUGUUGAACAUUGUGCGCUAAAAAAAAAUCUAAAUGCUCAAGAAGAAAUCGUUGAUUUGUUUAACAUGAAUGCGAAUAAGGCACAGGAAAGAUUAGAUAAAUUAAUUCCAGCUGUGGAAAAAUAUUAUGAAAAUAAGGAGAGAGAAGUUCGAAAUCUUAAAAGACAAAUAAGAAAUCUCGAAGAUGAAAAAGAAAUAAUUCAAUGCGACAAAACAAUAAUUGAAGAAAAACAUCGAGAAGAAAUGGGAAAUUUAAACAAAAAAUAUCAAAAUGAAUUAAUGAAUUUAAAAAAAAAAUAUGAUGAAGAAAUAAAUGAACUUAAAAUUCUUGUCGAUUCUCAAAAAAUUACGAUAAAAAAAUUAACGGAAGAAAUUAAAAAAAAUGGUGACUUUGUUCACCCGGCUUUGUAUGAAACAAUUACGGGUGGUAAUAAAAAAAGGCCGAAGAGUAAGAAAAAAACUGCUCAAGUAUUUGACUGGCCUAGUCUUGAUAUUGAACUGUCGCAGUCUGAUAAAAACAAUGAAACGGUUGUUGAGAAAAAAAGAAGAAAACUUUAUACUCCCAGCGAGGAACCGAUUGUUGAUCUUGAUUAAAAUAUUUAUUUACAAUUAAUUAUAUCCAGUGUAAUCAAAUUUGAUAGCCAUUUUACUAAGUAUUUAGUAAUUUUUUAAUUUAAUUUAAUUUAGAUAUUAUUUUUUUUUAUUUGAGUAUAAAAAAGUACAAAUUUGUUAGCUGAGUAAUUAAUUAUUACUUUGGUUGACACCAUUG
This is a messenger RNA of Microplitis mediator, 1024 nucleotides long. RefSeq lists its product as uncharacterized. NCBI's taxonomy places the organism in Eukaryota, Metazoa, Arthropoda, Insecta, Hymenoptera, Braconidae. The transcript has 5 exons. The coding region runs from base 196 to 849 and encodes 217 amino acids. The record is from RefSeq and is a predicted model, not a curated record.